This is a messenger RNA of Aureobasidium pullulans EXF-150, 703 nucleotides long. RefSeq names its product NAD(P)-binding protein. The record is from RefSeq and is a predicted model, not a curated record. Lineage: Eukaryota; Fungi; Ascomycota; Dothideomycetes; Dothideales; Saccotheciaceae. The transcript has 2 exons. Gene Ontology annotation, molecular function: oxidoreductase activity, acting on the CH-OH group of donors, NAD or NADP as acceptor. The coding region runs from base 17 to 703 and encodes 228 amino acids.
AGACCGUUAAUCAAAUAUGCCGACUGCCGUAGUGACUGGUUGCAACUCUGGUAUUGGACAUUCCUUUGCGAGAGUGCUCAUUUCCGAGGGUUACGAAGUCAUAGCCACCGAUUAUAUUGAAGGAGACCAACUCAAGGCUUUGCAAUGCCGCCAUGCUCAACUUGACGUUCGCUCUCCCGAGUCCAUUUCAGCCUUUGCUUCGUCUCUGUCUGGCCAGCCCAUUGACAUGCUACUCAACGUUGCUGGAACUAUGGCAAAACAUGAAGACGACUCUCUCGAGACCGUGAGCAAGGAUACGUUGACUCGGAUUUUCGAGACCAACACUUUUGGACCUCUACUACUGACCCAAGCCCUGCUGCCAAAUCUUCUCAAGGCAUCCGAAGCGCGUGUCGGUAUCGUGUCUUCCCGUGUGGGCUCUAUUGCAGACAACUCGACUGGAGGCAUCUACGCUUACCGUGCCUCCAAGGCAGCCGUCAACUCCAUUGGAAAAAGUCUUGCCAUGGACCUCAAGGAUAAGGGUAUUGUCGUCACCUUGCUCCAUCCAGGCAUCGUCAAGACUGGAUUAGACCCAAGCGCUGCCAACACACCUGAGGCCGUCCUACCAGAUGAAGCUGCGUCCAAGCUCUGGAAUAUCUGGCAGUCCAAGGGCAUAGAAGAUACAGGCAAGUUCUGGCACCGAGAAGGACAGGAACUUCCAUGGUGA